CAGGGCCAGGGCGCAUGGAGGGGCUACUGACAAGAUGCAGACCACUGGCCACCCGCAGCCCCCAGUUCUGCCAAGGCCUGCCCCCCAGGUAUCACCACUGUGCCCCAGGGAAAAGGAAGCGCCUGGUUCUGUCCCGGAUGUUCCAACCACAGAACUUGCGGGAGGACCAGGUGCUCUCCCUGGAGGGCAGAUCUGGUGAACUGACCUGUAAGAGCCAGCAGCUGAUGCUGCGGGUGGGCCUGAUCCACCCGGCCAGCCCUGGCUGCUACCAUCUCCUGCCUUACUCCGUCCGGGCCCUGGAGAAGCUGGUGCAGGUGAUAGACCAGGAGAUGCAGGCCAUCGGCGGGCAGAAGGUCAACAUGCCUAGCCUCAGCCCUGCCGAGCUCUGGCGAGCCACUGGCAGGUGGAACCUGAUGGGUAAGGAGCUGCUCCGACUCAGAGACAGACACGGCAAGGACUACUGCCUGGGCCCCACGCACGAGGAAGCCAUCACAGCCCUGGUCGCCUCCCAGAAGACUCUGUCCUACAAGCAGCUCCCGUUCCUGCUGUACCAGGUGACAAGGAAGUUUCGCGAUGAGCCCAGGCCCCGCUUUGGGCUCCUCCGGGGCCGAGAGUUUUACAUGAAGGACAUGUACACCUUCGAUGCCUCUGCAGAUGCUGCACGGGAGACCUACAGUCUGGUGUGUGAGGCUUACGGGCGCCUGUUUGACAGGCUCGGGCUACACUGCGUGAAGGUCCAGGCUGAUGUGGGCAGCAUUGGGGGCACCAUGUCUCACGAGUUUCAGCUCCCCAUGGCGGUGGGAGAGGACCGCUUUGCCAUGUGCUCCAGCUGCAGCUUCUCUGCCAACAUGGAGACCCUGGAUUUGUCACAGAACAACUGCCCAGCCUGCCAGGAGCCCUUGACCGAGACCAGAGGCAUCGAGGUGGGGCACACAUUCUACCUGGGCACAAAGUACUCUUCUGUCUUCAAUGCCCGCUUUACCAAUGAGCGUGGGGAGCCAUCCCUGGCUGAGAUGGGCUGCUAUGGUUUGGGGGUGACCCGGAUCCUCGCUGCUGCCAUUGAGAUGUUCUCCACAGAAGACUGUGUGCGCUGGCCAGGCCUCCUGGCCCCUUACCAGGUCUGCCUCGUCCCCCCAAAGAAGGGCAGUAAGGAAGCAGCGGCCACAGAGCUCGCGGAGUUCCUGUAUGACCAGAUCACAGAAGCGGUGCCCCAGCUCCGUGGUGAGCUCCUGUUGGACGACCGGACCCACCUAACCAUUGGGAAUAGGCUGAAGGACGCGAACAUGCUCGGCUACCCCUUCGUGAUCGUCGCUGGCAAGAGGGCCCUGGAGGACCCUGCGCAGUUUGAGGUGCGGUGCCAGAACACCGAGGAGGUGCUUUUCCUCAGCAGAGAAGGUGUCCUCGAUUUACUGAGUCGAGUGCAGGUGGUCUGAGAGCCCAAGCACAGCUGUGGGGUUCAUCCGCACCCUCUUUCCUAUGCUCCCUGCAGAGCUGGUCUCUGAAGCUAUGUAAGAACUGCA
Molecule: messenger RNA, 1520 nt
Organism: Suncus etruscus (white-toothed pygmy shrew)
Lineage: Eukaryota; Metazoa; Chordata; Mammalia; Eulipotyphla; Soricidae
Gene: PARS2
Product: prolyl-tRNA synthetase 2, mitochondrial
Exons: 1
Coding region: 15-1433 (472 amino acids)
Biological process (GO): prolyl-tRNA aminoacylation
Cellular component (GO): mitochondrion; cytoplasm
Molecular function (GO): ATP binding; proline-tRNA ligase activity
Source: RefSeq, a predicted model, not a curated record